Messenger RNA from Plutella xylostella (diamondback moth), 2123 nucleotides. RefSeq names its product E3 ubiquitin-protein ligase Hakai (gene Hakai). The record is from RefSeq and is a predicted model, not a curated record. Gene Ontology annotation, molecular function: ubiquitin protein ligase activity. NCBI's taxonomy places the organism in Eukaryota, Metazoa, Arthropoda, Insecta, Lepidoptera, Plutellidae. Gene Ontology annotation, biological process: protein ubiquitination; regulation of cell adhesion.
CAGACUACACAGAUUUGAUUUUGUGUUGGAUCUUGGAACUGUAAAAUUGUAAAUUCAUCAAUUUUACACAAAUUGUUUAAGAAUAACGCUGUUUUCUUCAAUUUUGAACUUAAUUUUACUUUUUGUAAAAGCACCUUAUCAUUCUAAUCCAUAUAAAUUGUGUACAGCUUCCAUUAUUAGCCUUUGAAACCUUCAUUAGGUUAGAACCAAGCUAUCUUCUGUUUGUAAAUGAAUAGUGAGAAGCGCAAUGGACGAGGCAGGGGUCGAGGCCGUGGCCGUGGCAGGGGUCGCGGCCGGGGCCGGGGUCGCGGCAAGAAAGUGCCCAAAGUUAUGUCUUCUGAUGAAGAAGACUGCUCCAUGGAGGAAACUUCUCAGGAAGCGGACGAUACGCCUACUGAAGACAUUAAAGAAGAACCGGUCGAGGCUGAACCACCUAAGUUGGAAGUGCCAUCUGAUAUAUCGCAACUAGAAGCACCGGUGUUCACAACAUUGCAGCGAGGUCCUCCUGAACCGAUGCUUCGCCUAGACUGGAGUCACCGGGCCACCCUUAUUGGGGAGAAAGUGCUCAACCCCAUGAUCUAUUGCUGUGAUAUUUGUUUCAAACCUAUACUCAUCUAUGGGAGAAUGAUACCAUGCAAGCAUGUGUUCUGUCUGUCAUGUGCUCGAGCGGACCACACUCACUGUCCACGCUGCAGAGAUAAGGUGCUGCGGGUGGAGCAGACGGGGCUGGGCACGGUGUUCAUGUGCACGCACGCCGGGACUCGGUACGGGAACGACGGCUGCCGCAGGACCUACUUGUCUCAGAGAGACCUGCAGGCGCACAUCAACCACCGCCACGUGUCAGCGGCCGGCGAGCCCAAGCCGGAGCCCGAGCCGCCCGCCGCCCUCACCAUCGUCAAACCUAUUUCGUUGCCGCCGUCAGCGAACGACCCCCGUGCCCACGGGUCCCACCCCGCAGACUCGCGCCCCGGCCCGCACCCCGAGCGGCCCGGUCCGCCGCGCGCGCGCACCAACCUCAUCACCGUGCCCAUACAGGAGACCGAUAAUGAACAUAACAACUAUUAUAAUUACUAUCAGGCGCCGCAGCCGGUGCCGCCGCCGGCGCUGCCACCCGCGUCGUCCGUCGCGGUGGUCACCCACAACAUGAGCGUGCCUCCGCCCACUUACUAUUCUGCACCUCCCUACACUGCCCAGCCGUAUGUUAUGCCUGCGCAACCGGGUGUAACAAUGUCAGCCGGUCCAGUGGCCCCGGCGCCGGUGGAGGGCGCGGGGCGGUGGGGCGAGGCGGGAGGGUACAGCGCGCCGCCGCCGCAGUGGCAGUCGCACCACUACUACAGAUAGCCCCUGUAUCGCCGACGGGCGCCGCCGCGAUACUGACGCCAGUCGCCGCGAGCGCCGCUAUUUAUACCCCCCCACCACCGGCACUACUUGCCCUGGAAUUAAAGACCUACGGGAUAUAAUUAUGCAUAAUGACUUAUGAGCUAAGCUAAUGAGCUUUUUGUGAGAUAAAACUCUGAAAGAUAUCGACAGUGGUGUGGAUUACUGAUACUCAAGAGUUGAAUAGUGAAAUUUAUCUGAUUGAUGAUAUAAACUGUUGCUGUUGUAAAUAUUGAUUAAUUAUGUGCUGGUUAAUUAUGAAACUAAUGUGAAUGCUGUGUGCUCAUGUGACACUGGACGUCGAUGAUGAGGUGACUUUUUCAAGUAUUGUGAAUGUUGGUAUGGGACAGACGAAAGUUGGUGAAUCAAUAGUAUAAUUAAUCAUCUACUGUGAAAUUUUAUAAUGUAAUAGUUUUAUGUAGGUAUUCGUAGUCGAACCACAUAUAAAUUGCAAUCAAUUAACUGUUAAAAAAACUUUGUUAAACAACUUUGAUGACUGGCUGUACUAAUAGAAAGUAAUUAAUCCACUUUUCACUGCUCGAGUUGAUAACAGCGUUGAGCGUAUAAUCUUUGGAAAUUAAUUUGUGAGUGUGCGUUGUAAAAAACUUAUGUUUUAUGAUACAAAUCUCUAUCUGUAUAUUAUAGUGUAGUCUAUUAUACUCAAGAACUUAUUAAUACGUCCUAUGAUAUAGGGCAUACCCCUGACUGGAAACUAAGUACUUUGAAAUAAAAUGUACUAUUAAGUA